AUGAGCACAGUAUCAAGCGCAGCCCAGCCGUACACUUGCCGUCGUACCCGACAUCUCGCUGCACGUUUUUUUCACAAGCCCUAUAAGCUGGCCCACCAAUUCUGGAUAUCAUACCAUCCGCCCACUGGCGCGAAGCACACAUCGAGCGGGGAUGAAACUCCGCCCAUACCCGAAGGAGAGCUGGAGCAACAGAAAAUCGAACAUGAGAAGAAGGUGCAAAAGGAAAAGGAAUGCCAAGCUAGGGAGGCGGAGGAAGUCAGACAACUGGACAUAAAACUCUUACACCAACGAGCUAUCGAGGCAGAGGAGGUGCAGAAAAGGGAGAUAGCCGAGGCGGUAGAAGAGUUGCGUGGUAUGAACACCUCCUGGUCGCACCAUAGGCUGUGCGAUCUCCAGCGACAAGCGGCCAGGUUUCGCCAGAGUAGACCCUCAAUCCCGGAUACCACAAAACACUAUAGGAGUGUACUGAAAAAAGCGUGCAGCGCGCAACUGACUAAGCCACAGUCUAGUCAGAGUAUCAGCGACAACGACGGCAUAUUUAUCAACCUCUCCCAUUUAGGCUCCUGUAGAGACGAGUCGGUGGACAGUGACACCUGUGAAACCACCUGCACCAGCAGGGGACGUGGCUGGAGAGCGUCGGCGAACGACGUCAGCCCACAGGUCACCGUGGACCUAUCCCGUGCACCGUCUUGUCCCGGGUGGAAAAUUAAACUACCGGCGCCGAUGGUCUAUGACAGGGGUGGCGUUUGGCGUCAGACGUCUGUGGGCCGAGGGGUGGUUAUAAGGGGCUUGUUA
This is a messenger RNA of Iphiclides podalirius (scarce swallowtail), 795 nucleotides long. NCBI's taxonomy places the organism in Eukaryota, Metazoa, Arthropoda, Insecta, Lepidoptera, Papilionidae. The record is from the annotation of a GenBank genome assembly.